Molecule: messenger RNA, 809 nt
Organism: Rosa rugosa (rugosa rose)
Lineage: Eukaryota; Viridiplantae; Streptophyta; Magnoliopsida; Rosales; Rosaceae
Product: protein C2-DOMAIN ABA-RELATED 5-like
Exons: 2
Coding region: 151-648 (165 amino acids)
Source: RefSeq, a predicted model, not a curated record
GUAUAAAACACAACGAGAUUGGUGGGUUUGGUGUCCGACUCCAAUCUUCCACUUCACAGAGAAAUUCGAACGCCGACCACUCUACAAUCUCUAACCCUCUACCUCCUUAUUGUCGGAUCUGCGUAAUUGAUUCAUUCUGGUGUGCUAGCAAUGGAGAAUCUGGUGGGUCUUUUGCGGAUUCACAUUCAAAGAGGAGUGAAUCUUGCCGUAAGAGACAUGAGAAGUAGUGAUCCUUACCUCAUUGUCAAAAUGGGCAAGCAGAAGUUGAAAACGCGCGUUGUGAAGCGGAAUCUGAACCCUGAGUGGGACGAAAAAUUGACUCUUACUGUUUCAGACCCAAAUAUUCCGGUUAAGCUCUUUGUGUAUGACAAAGAUACUUUCACUUUUGAUGACAAGAUGGGUGAUGCAGAGUUUGAGACUGCUACAUUCGUUAAAGUAGUGCAGAUGGGCUUGGAAGGUCUCCCAGACGGAACCAUAAUUGCGAAAGUUCAACCAACUAGGCAAAAUUGCCUUGCGGAAGAGAGUCGCAUUAUUUGGUCCAACGGCAAAGUUGUGCAAAACAUGGUUCUCAGACUCAGAAAUGUCGAGCGUGGUGAAGUGGAACUCCAAUUGCAGUGGAUUCAUGUUCCUCGUUCUAUGGGUCACUGAUUUAGCUCCAUCUACUUUCACUCUAUAGCUUUUCUCCCAUUUUGAUUCUGUGGUUUAUAGAUAUAUCAAAAUUAGAAUUAGGUUUAGAUGUAGUUUCCUGCCAUGUAAUGUAUGAAUCAUAUGGGAUGUGAGGAUUCAAUAAAUUACUAAUUUUCCAAUUC